This is a messenger RNA of Cinara cedri, 3780 nucleotides long. Lineage: Eukaryota; Metazoa; Arthropoda; Insecta; Hemiptera; Aphididae. The record is from the annotation of a GenBank genome assembly.
UAUUUUCUACCAAGAGCUGAAACAUAAUAUUAUUUAUCAGUUUAUCACGGUCUAUUGGAUUUGUGCUUGGGAAUCUAUAUAAUAUAUAUAGGUUAUAUAAUUUACCAAUUACCAAUUUCUGAGAUAUUACUAAUAUAGACAUUUUGAAUACUAUUCUUUGAUUUCAAUUUUCAACGUUUUUACAAUCAUGUUCUCAAAUUUUAAGAAAACAACGAUGGUGGCAAAAAUAAUCAAGAGAACACUGAUCACAACUAAUAGUAAGUACCUAGUUUACAAAACUUAUUGCAAUAUUUUUAAAUAACAUUUCACAACCUUUUGUAAUUAAGGUAAACAAAGAAUUUUUAAAGUACAAGAUCAAGAAGACUUCAAUAAGCAUGUUCUCAACAGUAAAGAGCCAGUAGUAAUUGAUUUUUUCGCAACGUAUGUACUUAUAAAUAAUUAAUAACAAUAUAUAGAAUAACUUUGAAUUACAAAUAGGUAUAAUUUAUAUUAUCUAGAAUCGCAGCUAAAUAAGUUUUGUCUUAAUUAAACAAAAUAAAUCAUCAAAUUGUUUUAUAUGAAACUCUCUUUGGAUUAUGUGUGUACAAAUUGUGAAUAUUCGAUAGGAAGAUUUUAAUAUAUUAUUUCUAUUAAAAAAACUAUAAACAUGCCAGUGUUUUUGGGCGUCUUAUACCCAGUUGCUAUGCUUUUUCUAUAGGAGAGUGUUAGUAACUAGACUACUAUUGGUAAGAAGUUAGGAUAUACAUGGUAAUUUAGUUUAUAAACCUACAGAUGCAACAAUAAAUUAUUGUUAAUCAAAAGCGAUUUUAAGCAACAUUUUUUGAUAAAUUUAAAUUUAAAAUUUCAUUAAUUUGUAACUACAACAAAAAUUAAAACAAAAACUGUAUUAUUCAUUUGAACUUAAAACACUGAUUAAAAUAAAUUACAGACUUCAUCUGAUUGACCUCUGUUGUAUGUGAGCAGUUUUAGGAAAAUAGGAUGUUGAGGGGAAUUUAAUCUAUAUCUGUAUGCAUCGAUUAAUAUUUGCUAAAGAAAAAUGAUUCUGAUCGAAAUUCAGUUAAUAUUGCUGCUUUGUGUAAAUAUAAGUUUUCUGUCCAAAUUUCAAGUCUUCAUGAAUUUGAAUUGAAUUACUAUAAGAAAACAAAAUUGAAAAUAAUAAAAACAUUAUUUUUAUAAUUUUUCCCAAUUAUUAUGAGAACUGCUUGGAAAAUCAAAAAAAAUAAUUACCUUAAAGUAUCAACUAGAUAAAAUUUCCUCUCAGGAAAUCUGUUGUACUUGAUAAAUCAGAGUAAGAUUUCUGGUAAACAUUUUGUUUACAGUAUAUAUAAAAAAAAAAAAAAAAAAAUAAAAAACAAUAAAUAAACAUCAUUAUCAAACCAAUAAAUUUCUUGCUUCGUUCAGAAUUUAAAAUGUAAUGAAUACAUUAUUUUAUAAUUAUUACUUUGAAAUCAAUAAAUUAUAGGUAUUUUGUCUAAACAGUAGAGCAUUUACAGCACAUACUAGAGAUUGAUAAAGUGUAUAGCUGUUGAUGACCUUCUAUGUUAUUGUGCUAUUUUGGCCAUGGCUAGCAUAGAAUACUCUAUGCCCGGCAGAAAUUGUUUUGAUUAUUUAGGUAAAAAUAUAGGUCUAUUAUAAUCAGAAUUAUAAUAGUAUUGUGUAGAGAAAUAUUUUUUUUAAUAACUUUUACUAGUUUUAGAUUCCGAGUCUAUUGAUUUUACUACUAUAUGUUUAUUUUAUUUUUUUCAUUUUUUCUGCGUGUAAAAAACUUUUCUCCUAAAAAUCUUGCUCCAAUCAAAAUAUGACAAAAAACAUUUUUCUUUUCAUUUUGGCUCUAGUUGGAAAAGUCAUUUUUUGAAAUUCUCAUUGAUAUUUAAUGUACUGUAAAAAACUGGUUCUUUAGGUAAAAAAAUAUUGAAAAUAAGGUUGUCAUUGGUAACCGUUUUUUUAAAAUUUUUUUGGUAUUAACUUUUUAUAAUUUAAAUUUUUUUAAAUCGUCAUGAUAAUGCACAAUGUCAAAAAACCAACAUUGUUAACUGAGCUCUGCUCAGAAUCGUUUUUUGUUAUAAAUUGAUAUAAAUUAAAUUCUUCUCUAUAUCCUACCUUCUCAACUUCCUACCUAGGGCACCCGUCCCUAGUAUCAACUCUUUUUUUGAUAUUUGUUCUAAAGGAUAAUUAAAAUGUAGAUAUAGGUAUUUAAUGGAAAUAUUUACUUACCAACAUUAACAUAUUAACUUUUUUCUACAUAUAUAUUUAGAUAUUAAUAUCUAAUAAUAGUUUAAAUUAUAAUACAAUAAUUAUUUUAAUUUUUGUUAUUUUAGAUGGUGUGGUCCUUGUAAAGUGCUCCUGCCUAGACUUGAAAAAGUGAUAGAAGAAUAUAAUGGGGAAAUUAAUCUCGCUAAAGUUGAUAUUGAUGAUAAUGUCGACAUCGCUAUGGAUUAUGGUGUAAAUAAACUAUAAAAAUUUCUUACUAGAUUAACAUUAGCAUGACUUAAUAUUACAACCACCAAUUAUGUGCCAGUUAACACUUUUAUUGACCGUACAAAUAUUCCGGUUAUGCUUACUGGCCAAUAUUGACUAAUUAACGAAAUGAGACUGAACAUAAAAUUGGCUAUUAAUAUUUUCUUUGUGAUUAUUAGUAGGGACUAUUUUCUUAUCAAAAUCAAAACGAAAACAUUAAAAAUUAAAAUUUAUAGACUAUCUAUUUAUUUUCUGCAAAAUUAUUGUAUACAUAUUAUUCAUUAUUUAUUAAAGUAUCUGCCUACUAUCGACAUCAAGAUGAAUGUAUUUGAUAAUGUUAUGGGUUAUUAAGACAUUGACAAAUGAAGUAGAAAUAAUUUUGUGUAAUUUGCACUUCUAGUAGCUUUCCUUAGGCGUUCAGUACUUAUUUGCGGCCAUUUUUAAGUAUGGAAAAAUAAUACAUUUUUUCAGAGAUUUUGCUUAAAAAAAUAUACAGCUCAGUAAACGAUAUGUAAAAACAUAUAAAUCCAUUCUUUAAUAAUAACACAUAUUACAUAAUAAAAUCACAAUUUUAAAAAUUAAAGGUACCCACCGUGUUUAUCAAGGUUUAAUUUGUUUUUUAGAUUACUGUAGUACCUGAAUUAAUUGCAAUGAAGAAUGGUAAAGUUCAGGGAAAAAUUAUUGGAUUACAAGAUGAAGAUAAAUUAAAAACGUUUGUAUCCAAACUGGUUGAAGCAAAAACAGAAUAAAAAUUGUUCUCAUUGUAAUUUUAAUUAAUAUCAAAAUGUUAGGUAAAUUUAUUAGAUUUUAUGUUGUUAAUUUAUUAUUUGUUAUUCCAUAAUUUAAAAUUUCAAUUUUUAAUGUUGAAUCUUUAUUUUUAUUAAUAAUAUUAUUAUUUCUAUGUGGCUUCAACAUUAAUUUUUUUUAUUUCAAUAGCUGUUGCUUUAAUUUCUAUUUUGUCUUUUUACCUUUCCCAUUUAAAAUGAUCAACAUAAUCUUAUAUGUGUUAAUUAAACUGUUAAAUGGAUUUAUGGUUUUAAUAAUGUUUUAGUUAUUCAAUAUUUCAACAUAAAAUAUUACAGACUAAUAAUUAAAUGAUUUAAUCAAUAAAACAAAUAAUUAGAUACUAAACAAACAUUUGAAUGAUAGUCCUAGCUCGUUGGUAUUUGUUUUCCUGUGCCAAAUUUAAUUCUUGAUGUUCAUCUGAAGCUGAAGAUUCGGUGACAAUGGUAUUGGCAUUUUGAAGAAUUAAAUUACGACUUUGACCAUUAAUAGUUUGAAGAUAUUCUACUAAAAUGUCAAAAUGUUCUUUGGGUAUCUAAA